Brassica napus (rape) is the source of this 2023-nucleotide messenger RNA. RefSeq lists its product as uncharacterized. The coding region runs from base 1073 to 1444 and encodes 123 amino acids. The record is from RefSeq and is a predicted model, not a curated record. The transcript is spliced from 3 exons. Lineage: Eukaryota; Viridiplantae; Streptophyta; Magnoliopsida; Brassicales; Brassicaceae.
AUUUCUGCAAAAUAGAGAGACACUGAGUCAAUACCAGAGAGAGACAGAACAAUAACGACAAAGACAAAGAGAAAGAGAGAUAGAUAGAGAGAGAGAGAGAGAGAGAGAGAGAAUUGUCGAACACUUACCUGAAUGGAGCUAAGCAGAAGAUCAACGACGUUCUUGGCGAGAGAGACAAAGGAUUUAGGUUCUUAGGGUUUCUAAUUUUCUUAAGUCUGGUCUUGGGUUUGUCUGGUUUAUUGAUUUAAUCUGGUUUAUAUUCUCUAAUCGGGUCGUAAUCGGGUUAUUUUUUGUUAGUUAAGUUAGUCACUGGUUAAGUUUAUGGUUUAGAGAACACUAACCAACGUUUAACCAGUUUUUGUAGGUAUUAGUUCGGUUUGUGUGGAAACGAGUUUCGAACUUUCAUUGCGUGUGGAAGGGGGUUAUUAUACUUCUGUGGUGUGCAAUUACGACGAGGUUUAAACAUUGUGUACAUUUAUUACUAUACGAUAGUUCUGGUGUGGAAAUAGGUCGUCUUCCCGAUAUUUCAAUAUAGGACUUGUUGUUUUUUCCUUUGUCAACGUAUUGGAUCUCUUUGGUAAGGGCGUAAGAGCACUUCCAAUGGGGGUUCUACCCAUUGUAGUUCUAAAUAUGAAUAUGUGUGUAUGUAUAUAUUAUAUAUAUGUAUGUAGUUGUGGGGUCCACUAAAUAGUGUAGAACCCAUACCCAAAGGUUCUAAACCAAUAUAUACACUAUUUAGUGAACCCCAAAACUAUAUACACAUAUACAAUAUAUACAUACACACAUAUUCAUAUUUAGAACUCCAAUGGGUGGAAACCCCAUUGGAGGUGCUCUAAGAGCAUCAUUAUCGCCGUUCCUUAGUUGGGUUUCUUAAUGUAAUAAGGAUUAAAAGAAAAAGAAAAUUAGAGCAUAAUAGAAGAGACGUUUCUUAAUUAAGGGUCACAAGAAACGUCUCUUGAGUCCUUUCUUCCCCCAUUGAAAUUUGCUUCCUCUCUCUAUAGCCCAUUCAUCCUCGCAAUCUCUUCUCCACUCUAUUGAUUCAUCGCACAAUCUAUGGGUGGGUAGCAUCACGAUGGAUCUGACGGAGUUGUUUGGAAGGUUCGGCUCAUCGCGUUCAAACAGUAAACCCAAUUAUCUUCUCUCUCGCUCACCGUCCACCAUCACCGUCGCCGUCGUUCGGUCAUGUUCAGAACUGUAUCAUAACCUUGCCCGCGAGUCGAAACUAAUGGAGGAGGGACGCCAGAAGGACUUGCAGUUGUUGGAAGAAAUCAUUGAUAAAUGUUUAACACAUAAGCUUUUACAGACUAUUGCUUCACGGGACAAGAUCUUUGAAGAUCAAAAAGCAAUGUAUCCUUUUUGUAUAGGAAAGUCUCUUGCUUCUCAUUUUCUACAUCUCACUAAACUAGUCCUUGUUGUUUUGUUAGUUUCUGCCUUUGACUCUUAGCCCCACUAAAGAUGAACAGUUCAGGUUUUUCACUUGGUAUUGAGUUUCUUGUACUUCGGAGGAGCUGUUCUUGGUUUAGUCAUUCGCAAUACUUUGUUGUUCUAGUGAGUCUUAUUUACACUAGCAAAGUCACUGUGCAUUCUCAUCAAGUAGAAAGUCACUGUGUAGCUCCUUCACAUGUUGAAAGUAUAAAUCUAGAGAAUGUCUUGAGGCAAAGCGAUAAUGGCUUUGUUUGCAGGUUUGAGCCUGAUAUGCUUGCCUUCUCGGGAUGCUAUUAUGGUGGUGGUGAUAAGGAAAGGAGAGAACUUGCAUCAAUCAGAAGGAGAUGGAAAACAUUACAUGUAAUGCCUACUCUGCAUACUCUUCGAGAAUGGCUGCACUAGACUUCCUAGUGUGUGAUGAAAGUGACGUUUUUGUAACCAACAACAAUGGCAAUAUGGCUAAAAUAUUGGCUUGGAGGAGGUACUCAAAACAUCAUCAUCAUCUUCUUCUUCUUUUUUGCUUUCAUGGAGUUGCAAAGUGUUUUAAGUUUUUGGUGAUAUCAAUAAAUUUUAAGUCUAAUAAAAAAAUGUUUCAUAA